This is a messenger RNA of Mytilus trossulus (common blue mussel), 2384 nucleotides long. RefSeq names its product rap1 GTPase-GDP dissociation stimulator 1-B-like. The coding region runs from base 93 to 1946 and encodes 617 amino acids. Gene Ontology annotation, biological process: positive regulation of GTPase activity. The transcript is spliced from 15 exons. The record is from RefSeq and is a predicted model, not a curated record. Gene Ontology annotation, molecular function: protein binding; guanyl-nucleotide exchange factor activity. NCBI's taxonomy places the organism in Eukaryota, Metazoa, Mollusca, Bivalvia, Mytilida, Mytilidae. Gene Ontology annotation, cellular component: cytosol.
CCUUCUUUUUUACAUUCAAAUCAAUGAAGUAAUCCGAGAGUUACCGAAUGUCUUAAUCAUUUCCGGUUUGUCAAGAUAAACAAACUCAAGUCAUGGCUGAAGGUCAGCCAUCAAAAGUACAGAAGAUGUUAGAAAAGUUACAGAUUUUGGAUAAUGAAGUCGAACAGAACCAAAGUUUAGAUAGAAUAUUGAAUUAUCUGACAAGCGCUGACAAUGAAGAGACAGUUGAGGAAGCCAUAGAAACAGCUGCUGAAGGUGGAAUGUUAGAUGAUCUCUAUAGUAUACUGACCAAUACUAAAGGAGAAACUCAGUCAAAAGUCAUACAAAUAUUAGCUGAACUCGCUAAAGUUGAGGCCUUGAGAGUUCCUUGUGUCAACUUGGGAUUUGUUCCAAUACUCCUUCCAAUUUUGGAAUCGGAAGACAUCUCCAUAGCAACACAAGCUUGCAGAACUUUGGGAAAUAUCUGUUUUGAAAAUGAUGAAGGCAGGAAUGCAGUUGAUUCAUUUGAUGGAAUGGCUAAGCUGUUGUCUCUUCUGAAGUCAAAGAUAAAGAGUGAAGAGGAGGGAGCAGACAGACUCCGUACCAUAGCUUGUGGAUUUCUACUUAAUCUUACUAAUACACAUGAGAGUCUCCAAGAGCGAGCUUUAGAGGAAGGAGUAUUAGACAUGUUAGAACAAUAUAUAUCCUAUCAUCUGUCUGAUAGAUCUUUAUGUAAUAUGGUUCUCCUCACAGUCAGUAGCUUUGCUGAUUCAGAAGUGAGUAGAGACAGAUUAGUAAAGUCUACCCUAUGUAGUACUAUUGUCAACCUGUUACAGUCAGAUAAUGAUGGAGCCCAUACAGAUACUAUACUAGAUAUGUUGAUCAACAUGUCAGAAUGGGAUGAGAUCAAGGACUUAUUGGCAGAGACAAAUUUAAGCAAUCACCUGAUCAGGAUUAUCCAAUCAAAGACUGGCAAAUUAGACACUGAAAGUCAACAGACAAUCAAAAUGGCAUCUGAUUUGCUAGUUCUAUUGCUCACUGGUGACAAGAGCAUGGAAGCAUUAUUUAAGAAUAGUGAAGGUCCAGUAUUUUAUGAGAUUGUCAAGUGGUUAGACAGUGAUGUUGACCAUCUAAGGUUAUCCGGAGCUCUGGCUGUAGGAAAUUUUGCAAGAAAUGAUGAUCACUGUCGAAAGCUGGUAGAGGAAGGAGUUUUAGACAAAUUAUUAUCUGUACUUAAAAAUUCUGAUGAGGAACAAAUAACACUACGGCAUGCUAUACUUAGUGCUCUUAGAAACCUAGCCAUUCCAGUAUCUAACAAGCAGUUAUUGGUACAAUGUGGUGUGUUAGAAGCUGUAAUGAUUUUAACAUCUUCAAAUGCGAUGGCUGUAAUCUUCAAAUUAUUAGGGGUACUUAGGAUGCUUGUUGAUGGCCAAGAAUCAGUAGCAAUACAGCUGGGAAACAAUAGAGAUUUUUUAAACAAGUUGGUGAAAUGGUGUGAAUGUGAUGAACAUGCUGGUGUUCAAGGAGAAGCUUCUAGAAUGUUGGCAUGGUUAAUAAAAAAUGGAAGAUCAACUGAACUAAUGAGAAAUAUUGUUAGGGAAGAUGGAGUUCUACCAUUGGUGACCAUGGUUGCAUCAGAGCAUAUUGUAAUGCAGAAUGAAGCCCUGAUGGCCUUGACAUUAAUAGCAUCAACUAUAUUAGCUGAUGCAGCUCUCCAGUUGAAGGAAGCAGAACUUGCUGAGACAAUCAUUAAUUUAUUAGGAAACGCAGACGUCAUUCCAGAAAUACUGUGUAAUACACUUACACUCACUAAAACUGUGUGUGAAGCAGAAAACUUAAAAGAUGAAAUAAUGAACUCAGGAUUAACCAAUAUUGUCAAAAGUUUGAAGGAGCAUAAAGAUGAGAAAGUGAGAGAAAGUGCCAGCAAAGUAUUGACAGUGAUUGAAGAAAUGCCACUAGAACGAUGAUACUGAAACAGGGAUACAGUCCAGUGGAGAAAUUCCCUGGUGUGUUACCUCAGGCCAGGAACCAAGCUCAAAGAUAUUUUUGUGUUUGUGAUAUACUUUUAACUGUCAUCUGGGGCAUGUUAGAAGAUGGCUUUAGACUGAUGUGAUGAACUAGAAUUUUAAAUUAGGAAAAAAAUUGUAAUUAAUUUGUAUAUAACUAACUCCACAACACUGAUUUAACUUAAAAAUCAUUACACUUAGGUAUAUUUUAUCACUGCUUUGUGAAAUGUUGGAGUGAUCAAAUAUGUAACUCUAUCACAAAACAAUAAUGAACAGUUUCUCAAGAUUCUUUGCUUCUCUAACCAAUGUGGUUGUAAAAUGUUAUCAAAUUGAAUCCAUAUUCCAUUUUCUCUGUUUUUUGUGCUAUCUUCACAUUUCUUGAUCGGUGUGAGAAAAAUA